GCCGCCAUAAUUGGGCGGCAGAGACGACUGCGCACCAGGCCGUCGUCCUCAAUGGAAGCGUCGACACGUCUAAGUGUACCCUGAGCCACCACGGUGAGGGCGGGUGGUGGCAACGGCGGCGUGUCCAGUCUUUGCUGUCUCGACGUAGGCCCCUGCGGCGUCGAAUCGAGAGCCUGGAGCCCGAAGUUCAAAGCCUGAUCCAGGAGCAAGAGACCGCCAACGAGCAAGGGACUCCUCGUGGCGGCAUUCUAGGCGGCCAUCUAGGAGAAGCUUCGACGUUCUUCUCGGUUGACUAGCAACAGGCAAGGCCAAGAUGCCUCUGGGGGUCGGUAGAGGAAACCUGUUCGACCAGGGCAUGAAUGGGCCUGGACGGCUGCCCGAUGGCGGGGGCGAGUCUCUGGAGAUGCCUACCAUCAAGGCUCUCAAGAAUCUACCACCUCCAGACCUUGUAAAGCGACUGAAAAAGCAGGAAGACGAGAAGGGCUUCAUGAAACAUGACGAGCUCCAGGAAGAGUACUACGAGAGCGCAGGUGGCAUGCCCGGCGCAGAGCCGGGCGCCGAAGUCGGUAAAAGCUGGCGCCGCCUGCUGGAGCCCAACUGUCCCUGCUGCGACAUCUCAAAGCGACUCACUGUGGCCCUGCUCAGUUCCAUAGGGUUCCUCAUCUCUUUCGGCAUCCGCUGCAACAUGGGUGUCGCCAUCGUCAAAAUGACUGCCAACAACUCGGACACAAUGAAGGCCGAGUUCGACUGGUCUCCGGAGACCAUCGGCGUGAUCGACUCGUCUUUCUUCUGGGGCUACCUCAUCACACAGGUGCCCGGAGGAUUCCUCGCAGCCAAAUACCCAGCAAACAGGGUUUUUGGCACCGCAAUAGCAGUGUCAGCGUUCCUCAACAUGCUCAUUCCUGGAGCGGCCAAGAUUGGCUUCACGAUGGUCAUGAUUGUCCGCAUCCUCCAGGGUCUCGUUGAGGGCGUGACGUAUCCGGCGUGCCACGGUAUCUGGAGACAUUGGGCGCCGCCCCUGGAGAGGAGUCGGCUGGCAACGCUAGCUUUCUGCGGCUCGUACGCCGGUGCCGUGGUCGGUAUGCCCCUAUCGGGCAUCCUAACCGACUACGUAGGAUGGCAAGCCUGCUUCUAUUUCUACGGCGUGUUCGGCGCCAUCUGGUACGUCUUCUGGCUGUGGCUCUCUUUCGAGAAACCCAGCAGGCAUCCGACCAUCACCCAGGCGGAGCUCAUCUACAUCGAGAACAGCCUCGGACAAGUCACUCAGACGGCACCCACGUUGAAGACGACUCCGUGGAAGAACAUCUUCACAUCGCUGCCGGUGUAUGCCAUCAUCGUGGCUAACUUCUGCCGCAGCUGGACUUUCUACCUGCUAAUAAUAUCGCAGCCCAUGUACUUCGGACAGGUCUUCAAAUUCGAAGUAGACAAGUCGGGUCUCCUGGGCGCCCUGCCGCACCUGUGCAUGACCCUCGUCGUGCCCCUGGGAGGCCAACUGGCCGACUACCUGCGGACGCGCCAGAUUCUCAGCACGACAGUCGUCAGAAAGAUCUUCAACUGUGGAGGCUUCGGCAUGGAGGCUGUGUUCCUCCUGGUCGUGGGCUACACCCGAAGCACCGCCGUGGCCAUAUCAGCGCUGACCCUGGCCGUGGGAUUCAGUGGUUUCGCCAUAUCAGGUUUCAAUGUGAACCACCUGGACAUCGCCCCUCGGUACGCAAGUAUCUUGAUGGGGCUGUCCAACGGCGUCGGCACAUUGGCCGGCAUGCUAUGCCCCAUCGUGGUAGAGUACAUCACUGACAAAAAGUUACACGGCGGCGACUACGCUUCCCGCUGGGAGAAAGUGUUCCUGAUCGCUAGCCUGAUCCACUUCGGUGGCGUCAUCUUCUACGCCAUCUUCGCGUCGGGAGAAAAACAGUCGUGGGCGGAACCUCCGCGGGAAGACGAAGGACCUUCGUGGAAUCCGCUCGAGAACGCCUUCAAGGAGGACUCGGGAGCGAACAAUGCGACGCAGCAGCAGUCGUCCUUCCAACGCCAGACAUCGUACGGUGCCACGGCUGAGACAAACUUUCCCGUGUACGAAACACGCGAGGAACGCGUCCAGGAGCCAUCCCGGGAUGCGUACGACCAGAGGGACUUCUAGCCGGAGAACUAAGGCGGACGGGUACUGCGAAGACGUGGGCGGAGACGUCGAGGCGCCGCCGAGACGAACACGAACGGAAGGAGACGGACGAGCAGGACUGGAGGAACCGCGGACGUCAACGGGAACACCGUCGGCGACGACGAGAGACGCACGCAUGUGGCCACAGCACGACGUCCCGCCAAGACGCGACCCCCGCGGUCCGCCAGAAACGACGACCACCCAUCACGGAGGCAAGCCGAAGAAGGCGCAACGACCGAAGCCGCAAAGCAAGGAUAGCACAGGGCCGCGGCUAUGUGCCGUGUUCGUUGAGUUUGAUUACGGUCUUUCACCAUCUUUUCAUAUAUUAUUUUUUUCCUUCUGAUUCCUCGUCUGCGAGGUGAUAGGCUGCGGCUGGCGAACAAAGGUCUACCCCCCCCCCCCCCCCCCCCCGCACAUCAGCUACGCAAACUCCGCGUUUCACCAAUUUCGUGUAGUGAAGCUAAGGCUGAGAAUCUCAUCAGCCAUUCGCGAGAAAGAGUCGACGAAACUUCGGCGCCACUGUGCGCAAUUGUGCGCAUGGCAGACGGCCGCUCCGUUUCUGAUUAACGCCUAGAGCGAAGCUGUUGCAUUUCUUGCAGGCUUUCUGAAGUUGCGAGGUGCCGGCUUGAUUGAUUGAUAUGUGGGGUUUAACACCCCAAAGCCAUUAUAUGAUUAAAUAGACACUGUAGUUGAGGGCUCCGGAAAUUUCGACCACCUGGGGUUGGUUCUUUAACGUGCACCUAAAUCGGAGCACACAGGCCUACAGCAUUUACGCCUCCAUCGAAAAUGCAGCCGCCGCAGCCGGUAUUCUAUCACGCGAUCUGCGGGUCAGCAGGCGAGUACCUUAGCCAUUAGACGACCACGGCGGGGCAUGCGAGGUGCCGGGCUAUCGACUCCAAAAUCUUGCUCAAGGACACUCGACUUCUCGUUGUUGUCUAAAUCACUAUCUUUAUCCGCUUCCAACAAUCUGACUGGCUGAGAAAGCAAUGUAUUCUAACAGCCUUCGACAAGGCUACAAGUGAACUGCGAGUCCGCGUUCCGGAUUCAAAACUACCCGCACUUUUUCACACUCCCUCUGUACGAAAUUGGUCAGCUGGAGCAUGCGUAGUAUUGAAUCAACUUGCCGGUUUUUUGAGCGACUGAAGGAUACUCGAGAUGGUUAUUACGACGUAAUUAUAGCAAUGCAAAAUGCAUACACAUCCAAAAAAAACGAUGAAAAAACUCAAGUUACGUACUAGUACUUUGGGGAUGUACGUUUAGCACAUAAUUCCUGUGUGUUGUUUAAUAGUAAACAAAAGAGGCGAUGUCGAUAGGAAGUUGUAUGGCAACGAACACGCCUGUCCUUCCAAACGCUACAUUACACUCUCUCCAGUUAGACAUUGAUGAUACGUUCAUCUUUACUCUAACAACCCAACGCGAGCUCCGAAAGGCAGGUGCGAGUUGUCAGAACGUUUCUCAUUAGGUCGAGUAGUUGCGGUCAGGCUAAACGUACCGUAUUCUACUUAUCUGAACUACGCAAUGUCGCCGAGGUUUUGCGUAGUUGCCAAGUCAUCCUUCGACGAGUUCGUGCUUCGUUCGCGAAACCUCGCAAAAUGCGAGAAAACCCCAAACCAAUCUGAGCAUGAGGUACAUCCAGGCCAGUGGGUUAUCCCACGUACUUUAGACGACACUGGAGCACACCGAAAUGAUCUUCACAAAUGUGUAAGCUCUAGAGAGCAAAGAGUAAAAUAACCUCAUUUUUUUUUCAAAUACGGAGUGAGUAGCGGUGCUUUGAGAGGCGGGUUUAAAGAGUAAUAGCAGCCUGGUCUUCUUCUUUUUCUUUUUUAAGGCCAUUACCAACAAACAGAGGAACCAUUGCAAGUUCGAAAUAGUUUGAUGAAAUGUCUCAAAGCGUUGCCGAAUUUCUGAGGCGCUGACACUUGCAGACAUGUCGCCGAGACGAGGUGCAUCUGUGAAGGCGAGAACGAUAUUCGUUGAAAGAAAAAUGAAAAACAUAUUGUUUAUUUCGGAAACCUGACAAGCGGCGACAUUACGGCGGUCUGUCAAUAAUUAUACCGCGGUAUAACGAUGUCGUUGACCGGGAUAUUAAAAAAAAAGAAGGAUAAACAGCCUGAUAGACGUAAAUAACUGUGUUAUUUAGUAAUCGGUCACGCCAUAGCUCAUCUGUAUUAAAAAAAAAGCCGACAAACUUUCGUUUUCAGCACACCGGCUUCUCAGUUCCCACCGCUCUACAGCGCUGAGAACCGAUAAGCUGCGGCGUAGGCAGACUUUUUAAAGAAGUGUUCUUAAAUAUAUCAACAGUGGUUGUGGCAUCAUUGACCUCCUUUCAAAGCCUUUUCUUCCCCGAGUGAAAUUCGCUGCAGUCGCUGCCUCUAUACUGUAAAACUGACGCCGUUUCCAACGAUGCUCGCAGCAAGAGAUUCAAGCUAGGAAAAGAAGCGUACGCGAAUCGAAUACGUAAAACAAGGUCCCACGGCCACAAGACCAUACCGCGACCCCUGUGUGCAAAAGCACGAGCUUUGAGUGGGUGUGGGUGUUUUUUUUUUCUUUGUUGCUGUCACUUUCUAAAUCACCCAGCAUAGGGCUUCGUUAUCUAAAGACUCUACAUUUGUAAGCAUUGAGUUAAUGCGAUCAAUCUCAUGCGAAAGCGUAUGUUCUUAAAAGACGCGUUACGUUACCUUAAUGGUAUCCGUUGAUUGCACAGCAUCACCGUAUGACGUCAGUACAUGCAGUCACUGAAAAUGUCUUCACAUGACGUCACGUGACUGGUACCAUUCUCGUUCACGCCGACGAGAGUUCCGAAAAUGCAACGCCAGCCGCCAGUUCGUUUUCUUUUUUUUUUUCCUUUUUUUUUUGCUAAUGAAACAUACGAGGCUUUUGUUUUAACACGUACAAAUUAAUCUGUGAGCUCCAAGAUGUGUAGAGGCAGCCACUGCCGGUACACAGAGCAGCGACUGCGUGUAGCCCGCGGUAUGUCUCCCUUCCGCUCCCGCGUAAAAUAGCUUAGCCUCGUGUACAUACCAAUCGCUUCGAUGUGAGCAUGGCCGUACCGCGACUACCACAAAGCAAUAUAGCGUCUGAACGGCUCCUCUCGCGGAACGAAAGGCAGACAGCGGCAGGGCACGAAACUCUCUCUCUCUCUCCCUCUGUUACGCUCGAAGCAGAAGCGAAGACGAGGAGGGAACAGGUGGCGUCUGGAAUGCACGAACUGUGUCACUCCCAACCCCCUCAAGACAUUGGACGCUGAUGCUGAAGUUUGUGAGAAAUGUGUGCAGACUCGAUGAUCCGACCGGCAGAUCGGGUCGACCAAGAACUGCAGCCGCGUGUAAAAGUCCCGCACAUCGAUGUCGUUCGAUGUUCAUGUCUGAACGUAAGGUGAAUGGCCGGUUCUGUUUAGGAUAGUUGGUACAGUCACGGAAGACUGAAACACGGACAAGGUGUACGUUUAACAUAGGCAUGAUUUCGCUUUGCCUCAAAUUGCGCCUUCAAAUUACCGCUAACGGAAGCCGUUCCACCCUGCUAAAUUGAUGUUAUCGUUUAGUUUGUCCAUGGUUGUACGUGCUUUUGAGCGCGAGAACACCAACUGCCGCAAUAUCGAGCAAGUACAGAAGUUAAUGUACUGUACUGUGCAGCGCAAGCAGGGAACAGCUUUGUUUAGACAUCAUUUUGUCUCCGUAACUUUGCGAUUGUAUUUCGGCUGGUAAUGACGCCUGCCGUAUUAAAUAUCCAGGACGAGAAGACAGACGAGAAAUGAAUCAGGGUGGUCUAUUCCGAGUGUCUGAGUGUGUAUGCUUGAAGUGUGUGAUAUAGGUACAUACAAUCUGUUACGGAGUCUGGCCCGGUGCUACGACGACAGACUGCCUAUGAGUACGCUUAACGCUCUGAUGACAGAUGUGCGACGAAUCGCUGCGUUGAUGCGCACGUGUUGACGUUGAUGUUGCAAUGCUCGCGUGAUGUUGGGUGGUUCUGCGCAUGCUCUGCUGAUCUGUUGUGAAAUGAGAUUAUGUUGCAGCGGGUGUGGUGCCUGAAGAACUUGACGCAAGGUGCUACAGACACUAUCAUUAUUUCUACAUAGGUGUCGAACCGUGUCAUCGUGCAUGACGGCGUCCUCGGUCACGACAUUUUCUUUCGGUGCGACGCGUUUUUCCGAGAUUCUAACAAGCGCUUCAUUCCAACCGCUCCUUCUCAAUUUAAAAGCACAUAACCCCCCCCCCCCCCUUUUCAACUUUAUCCAUAGGUUGCACGUAAAGUCAUGGUCGCAGCUUCAUGACGUACUUGUUCACCAACAUGGUGGUCAUGAUGAUGUAAAGGACGUACAAUCACAUCGCGUUAACGUACUUCGAUAUGAUAACGAUGCGACCAGAAUUUUAUUGGUCACUCUGCGUCAAUAACAAUGAAACUUGCAAAUGAUGUUAUGAUCAUACUGACACAGCGACGUUACAAACCUUGCUGUGUGUCAUGCGCUGCACCAACAAUGGCGGUUUCAGUGACGUCAGUGCCCACCACCUAUACGUCAUCUCUCAUACCUUUUGCGUCAAUACAUUAAUCUUUCCUGAGAGGAUUACUGAGCACAAUUAAGGGAGUGACCCUUCAGUUUAAUUAUUAAAGUUCCGCAUCUAUAAAAACUCCUCCUCUGCUCGUUCUCAAGGAUUUUCUUUUUCCUGUUACUACUUAUUCCCUGAACAGUAAAGUUUAAAAAAACCUACGUUGGCGACAAUGGUGGCAAAAACGGCAUCAUACUGCAUCCAGAUUCGAUAAACGGCCGAAUCCGGCGAAAAGCCGAGCAUCACGAAAUGUACGCAUUCGCUCUGUGGUCACAAAGGCCAAAUACGUACGUCUGGAACUAAAUUCCUGACUUAAUAACUCUCACAGCCUGCACGGGGAAUAUGCUUGGAACUAACACAGAGCUAGUCCGCAACAAGGACGUCGAUUUUUAGACAAGUGCUGUUUUUUUAUUACUUUAAUACCUGAAGCGAGCGUGUUUAUUUCCUGCACGAGCUCAGCCAACUGCGUUGUUUCGUUCAGCAGUAUACGUAGCCUCCAUAGUACAUCACAGCAUCGCUACUUUUUGAGCGAAGGUAUCGAAACUUUGCCUUUAGAGACAUGCUUAUAGCCUGGCAGCCAUUUUGUACUAACCGCUUUUCAAGGAUACUUAGCAGCGGCUUGUCUACACUGUACCGGUGGACGCCUUCAGCUCCACUCAGAAGAACCACGCAUAUAACUCAGGUCAGAAACAAUCCCCAGACAGUUCACAGAAAGCACCGUCAACAAGCGGUCUCUUAAAUGCCCAAACUCCGUUCGAAUUGCGAUCGUUAUCUUCAGUGCCGACAGCAUACGAAGCACGGUUUUCGUUUUGUCUCGUUUCCAAAAAGGUGCCGCCGUACCUGAAGCUUUAUGAUGCCUUAUUGAAAUAGAGCUUUAGAUCACGGGGGGUGAGCGAGAGAAAAGGUUAUUCAUCAAGGGCUCUAUGGGUACGGGCGAUGCAGGCUACGUUUGCUUCCAGGCCGGGCCUCUCAGUGACGAAUUCAGCUCGUGCCAGGAGCCAUCGUAAUGACAUCCCAGGAUCACCACUUGAUUGAUCCCAAUGGCAUUGCUUGAGCGGCAAACCUCGUCAUUCCUCAUUAGAAGUUGUACCUGUUUCACAAAA
This is a messenger RNA of Rhipicephalus microplus (southern cattle tick), 7802 nucleotides long. RefSeq names its product vesicular glutamate transporter 2. Gene Ontology annotation, biological process: regulation of synapse structure or activity; transmembrane transport; synaptic transmission, glutamatergic. Gene Ontology annotation, molecular function: neurotransmitter transmembrane transporter activity; L-glutamate transmembrane transporter activity. The record is from RefSeq and is a predicted model, not a curated record. Lineage: Eukaryota; Metazoa; Arthropoda; Arachnida; Ixodida; Ixodidae. Gene Ontology annotation, cellular component: synaptic vesicle membrane; excitatory synapse.